AUGGCAGGGAAAUCGAAAAGAUGGAUGAAUCAGAGCAGCUGUUCAAGUUCCAGUAGUUCAGGAAAUGUAUCUGACCCUGAUUAUGGUUCGAAAUUUUCUCAGAGGCGGUCUAAGCAAAAUGAUGUCACUUCACAUAGUGAUCGAGAGACAGAGAACGUACAGAUAGAGAAUAAUUCUUCUCAACUGAAAAGGAAACGGGGACGCUCUUCCAAGAAGUGUAACCGCGAAAUAAGAGAGUCUUUAAAAUAUGAUACAGAAAUAGCAAAAGACAAACCAUCUUUGAUAGAUGAUGAGGAUUCUUGUGCUCAAAGGACAAGACGUUUCACGUCUAGAAGGAGGCGGAAAUCCGAUUCUGAAAUUCACCAGUGUAAACAAUUGUAUGCAUCUACAAGUAACAGAAGUUCAAUAGAUGAUUAUGAGAAUCCGAGAUGUGCUGGUGGAAGAAAAAGAAGCUCAGAUGAUAAGAAUGAGAAAGGAAAGAUGAAGGCAACCGUAUUUUCUUGGCUAAUAGACACCAAUAUAAUUCAAGAAAAUGCAGAAGUAUUUUCUGUUGAUGAUAGAAGCAAGCAAAUGAAAAAUAAGGGAAUAAUCAAGAGAGGGGGCAUAUUGUGUCCCUGCUGUGACAACAUCUUCACAGCAGCAGCCUUUCAUAUUCACGGUGGAAGGAAUUGCAAAAAACCAUAUGAAAGCAUAUUUCUUGCAAAGAAACAGCAAUCCCUCUUUAAUUGCAUGAUUGAAGCCUGGAAUGAGCCCGAUGAAUCUCAAUACCAUAAAUUUAACAUCAUCAAAGCUAAAAGUAAUGCCAUCGACUUGUAUGAUGACGCUUGUAUGAUUUGCGCCGAUGGAGGGAAUUUAAUUUGUUGUGAAAGAUGUUACUCCACUUACCAUCAAGUAUGCGUUGGUAUGGAGGAGGUUCCUGAAGGCUCCUGGUAUUGUCCAUAUUGCGUGUGCAAGUUCUGUGGAGAUCCUGCGCAAGAAAAUGAUUAUCUAAUCACAUGUCCACAAUCACUUCCAUUCAGUAUUAUAGGAUUUUUGAAUAACAUGGUUGAUAAAUUGAGAUGUUAUUUGCUAAAUUUUGGGAAGGUACAUUACAAGUUAUCAAAAGUCUUGGUUGGGAAGAAAAAUGAGCUGAAGGAAGGUUAUUCUUGGACUCUACUGCAUCUAGUGGGUGAUGGAUCUGGCGUAUAUAUUGAUGACGUCUCUGGUGUGUAUAUUGAUGAUGAAUACCGAAGAACAAUGUGCCACUCUAAACUGGCAGUUGCAAGGAGACUGAUGGAGGAGUGUUUUGAGCCAAUCCGGGAUAGGCACACAAGAAUUAAAGUGAUUCCAAGUGUUGUUUACAAUUGUCGAUCAAAUUUUAAUCGGAUCCAUUUUGGAGGCUUCUACACUGCUGUUUUGGAGAAGGAAGAUGAAAUUAUCUCUGUUGCAUCCCUUAGGAUUCAUGGAUCAAAGCUUGCUGAAAUGCCCUUUGUUGCAACAAGUGAUGUGUACAGAUGCAAAGGAAUGUGCAGAAAACUUAUAGAUGGAAUAGAAUCAGCUCUUCGCUACCUUAAUGUUGAAAAUCUGAUAAUUCCAUCAAUAGAGGAGAGAGUAAGAAACUGGUGUGAAAGAUAUGGUUUUGGUCGUCUGGAGGAAUCAAUGAAGCAAGAAAUAAUGGGCUGGAACACUUUGAUGUUCCAUGAUUCCAUCAGAUUGCAAAAGCCAUUGUUGUGGUCCUCUCACUUUGCAGAAUCACACAGAGAACACAAUGAAUUUGCUACUUCUGCUGCGAUACCAUGUUUCAAGAGGAAUAAUCGAAAUAAAGAUUAUUUGAAUCCUAUUCAUUGCAAUUCUCACUCCGUACUGGAGGAUGAACAUACUCAAAAUCAAUGGGGAUUCUUGGAAUUCAAUUCAUUGAAAAAGCAUGCAGAAACUUUUUGGAUGCGGUUGUCAGUUUUCACCCCUUUGAAUGUAUCGAACUCAAGGGACUUUGGCUUCGCUGUACAUGUUUAUGAUGGAAUUAGUGGUUAUAAAAAUACUACUGGCCUUUGA
Molecule: messenger RNA, 2031 nt
Organism: Olea europaea var. sylvestris
Lineage: Eukaryota; Viridiplantae; Streptophyta; Magnoliopsida; Lamiales; Oleaceae
Product: increased DNA methylation 1-like
Exons: 10
Coding region: 1-2031 (676 amino acids)
Biological process (GO): negative regulation of DNA-templated transcription
Molecular function (GO): transcription corepressor activity; acyltransferase activity, transferring groups other than amino-acyl groups
Source: RefSeq, a predicted model, not a curated record